Onychostruthus taczanowskii (white-rumped snowfinch) is the source of this 6225-nucleotide messenger RNA. It is a transcript of the gene OTOF, whose product is annotated as otoferlin. Lineage: Eukaryota; Metazoa; Chordata; Aves; Passeriformes; Passeridae. Gene Ontology annotation, biological process: plasma membrane organization; synaptic vesicle priming. Gene Ontology annotation, cellular component: presynaptic active zone membrane; synaptic vesicle membrane. The coding region runs from base 1 to 6225 and encodes 2074 amino acids. Gene Ontology annotation, molecular function: calcium ion binding; AP-2 adaptor complex binding. The record is from RefSeq and is a predicted model, not a curated record. The transcript has 51 exons.
AUGGCUCUGGUGCUGCAGCUCCGCUCCGUCUCCGGCCUCCGCGGCAAAGGCGACCGCAUCGCCAAGGCGGCGUUCCGGGGACUUUCAUUCUACACCCGAGUGCUGGAAAACUGCGAGGACGAGGCCAAGUUUGACGAGACUUUCCGCUGGCCGGUGGCGACCAACAUCGAUGGGAAUGAGAUCCUGGAGAUCCAGGUGUUCAACUACAGCAAAGUCUUCACCAACAGGCUCAUCGGGACAUUCCGAAUGGUCCUGCAGAAGGUGGUGGCGGAAGGGCAGCUGGAGGUGACGGACACGCUCAUCGACGACAACAAUUCUGCCAUCCAGACCAGCAUCUCCAUAGAGAUCCGCUACCAGGCUCUGGAUGGGACCAUGGGCACCUGGAAUGACAAGGAAUUCCUGGAGACGCCCAGCGUGCACUCGGAGGGGGACGGGAGGUAUUCCCUGGAGACCGACAGCCUCCUGUCCGGCCACCGGCACAGCUCCGAUGUCUCUCCCGGGAAAUCCAACCAGCAAUCCACGGAGAGGAGCUUCAGGAGGAUGGAAGAGGACGAGCUGUAUUUCCACAGCGAGGAUGAGCUCCUGGGAGAGGGGGAUUCCCUCAGCCAGGGGUCCCUGGACACGAGCCUUGGAGACGAAGCGGAAGAAGAUCAGCAUUCCAGGAUUAAGUUUAACGAUGGAUACAAGGCAGUGGCAAGCGAAGACCCGGAAGAUCCCAGAGCCAAGGCCAAAGGGAAAGAGAAAAAGCACCUGGUGUUGCCAUUCAGCAAAGGCAAGGAGAAGACCAAGGAGCACAAAGCUGGAAAAGGAGUUUUUUCAGCCAUGAAGCUUGGAAAGACACGUCCUUCCAAGGAUGAGCAUCGCAAACAAGAUGAUCCGGCUGUUCUGGAAACAGAAGACCUGGAUAGAAAGGCCAUGAGAUACGGAGCAGGCCUGGAGCCAGACACCAUCUCCCUGGCCUCUGUCACCGCUGUCACCACCAAUGUCUCCAACAAAAGGUCCAAGCCCGACAUCAGGAUGGAGCCGAGUGCCGGGAGGCCCAUGGAUUACCAGGUCAGCAUCACCAUCAUCGAGGCCCGGCAGCUCGUGGGGCUCAACAUGGACCCCGUGGUGUGCGUGGAGGUGGGGGAGGAGAAGAAAUACACGUCCAUGAAGGAAUCCACCAACUGUCCUUACUACAAUGAGUAUUUCGUCUUUGAUUUCCACGUCCCCCCCGAUGUCAUGUUCGACAAAAUCAUCAAGCUCUCCGUGAUUCACUCCAAAAACCUCCUGAGGAGCGGGACGUUGGUGGGAUCCUUCAAGAUGGAUGUUGGGACUGUUUAUACCCAGCCUGAGCACCAGUUCUACCACAAAUGGGCCAUCCUGUCCGACCCCGAGGACCUGACGGCUGGCCUCAAGGGCUACCUCAAGUGUGACAUCGCCGUGGUGGGCAAAGGGGACAACAUCAAGACCCCACACAAGGCCAACGAGACGGAGGAGGAUGACAUCGAAGGGAACCUGCUGCUCCCCGACGGGGUGCCCCCGGAGCGGCAGUGGGCUCGGUUCUACAUCAAGAUCUACCGCGCCGAGGGGCUGCCGCGCAUGAACACCAGCAUCAUGGCCAACGUCAAGAAGGCCCUCAUCGGGGAGAACAAGGACCUGGUGGACCCCUACGUGCAGGUGGCCUUCGCGGGGCAGAAGGGAAAGACAUCCAUACAGAAGAGCAGCUACGAGCCCCUCUGGAACGAGCAGAUCAUCUUCACAGAGAUGUUCCCCCCGCUGUGCAAGCGGAUCAAGAUCCAGAUCCGGGACUCGGACAAGGUCAACGAUGUGGCCAUCGGGACCCAUUUCAUUGACCUGAGGAAGAUCUCCAACGAAGGGGACAAAGGCUUCCUGCCCACCUUCGGCCCCGCCUGGGUGAACAUGUACGGCUCCACGCGGAACUACACCCUGAUGGACGAGCACCAGGAGCUCAACGAGGGCCUGGGCGAGGGCGUCUCCUUCCGCGCCCGGCUCCUGCUGGGCCUGGCCGUGGAGAUCCUGGACACCACCAACCCCGAGAUCAACAGCUCCACUGAGGUGCAGGUGGAGCAGGCCACGGCGGUGGCUGACAACUGCAGCGGGAAGAUGGAGGAAUUCUUCCUUUUCGGAGCCUUCCUGGAGGCCACCAUGAUCGACAGGAAGAUUGGGGACAAACCCAUUAACUUUGAGGUCACCAUAGGUAACUAUGGCAACCAGGUGGAUGGCUCCAGCAAACCCCUCCUGAGAAGGAAGAAAGAGGGAGGGGAUGGCGACGAGGAGGAGUCGGAGCUGCUCCAGAACUCCAGUGACGAUGAAGGUGGCGAGGACGGAGAGCUGGUUUCUGUUUCUUCAUCCCAGCCCAUGAAGCCCCUGGUCACGGACAGGAAUUACUUCCACCUGCCCUACCUGGAGAAGAAGCCCUGCAUCUACAUCCGGAGCUGGUGGCAGGACCAGCGGCGCCGGCUCUACAACGCCAACAUCAUGGACAAGAUCGCGGACAAGCUGGAGGAGGGCCUCAACGACGUGCAGGAGAUGAUCAAGACGGAGAAGCCGCACCCGGAGCGCCGGCUCCGAGGGGUCCUGGAGGAGCUGAGCAGCGGCUGCCUGCGCUUCCUGACCUUGGCUGACAAGGACCAGCACCACUCGUCCCGCACCAGGCUGGACCGGGAGAGGCUCAAAUCCUGCAUGCGGGAGCUGGAGAACAUGGCCCAGCAGGCCACGGCCCUGCGCUCCCAAGUCAAGAGGAACACCAUGAAGGACAAGCUGAAGCUGGUGCAGAACUUCCUGCAGAAGCUGCGGUUCCUGGCGGACGAGCCCCAGCACACGAUUCCCGACGUUUUCAUCUGGAUGAUGAGCAACAACAAGCGCGUCGCCUACGCCCGCAUCCCUUCCAAGGACAUCCUGUACUCCAUCGUGGACGAGGAGAUGGGCAAGGACUGCGCCAAAGUGAAGACGGUUUUCCUCAAGCUCCCCGGGAAGAGGGGCUUCGGCCCUGCCGGCUGGACAGUCCAGGCCAAGAUGGAGAUCUACCUGUGGCUGGGCCUCAACAAGCAGCGCAAGGACUUCCUCAGCGGCCUCCCCUGUGGCUUCGAGGAGAAGAAAACCCCCCGAGGCCAAAACCUGCCCUCCUUCCCGCCCAUCAGCCUCCUGUACACCAAGAAACAGGUGUUCCAGCUGCGAGCCCACAUGUACCAAGCCAGGAGUUUGUUCGCCGCCGACAGCAGCGGGCUCUCGGACCCCUUCGCUCGGGUCUUCUUCAUCUCCCAGAGCCAGUGCACCGAGGUUCUCAACGAGACCCUGUGCCCGACCUGGGACCAGCUCCUGGUGUUCGACAACGUGGAGCUGUACGGGGAAGCUCACGAGAUGCGGGAUGACCCCCCCAUCAUCGUCAUCGAGAUCUACGACCAGGACACCGUGGGAAAAGCCGACUUCAUGGGCCGGACGUUCGCCAAGCCGGUGGUGAAGAUGUCGGACGAGCAGUACUGCCCGCCGCGCUUCCCGCCACAGCUGGAAUAUUACCAGAUCUACCGCGGCAAUGCCACAGCCGGGGACCUGCUGGCCGCCUUCGAGCUGCUCCAGAUCGGCCCUGGGGGUAAAUCAGACCUGCCCCCCAUCGACGGCCCCACGGACAUGGACCGAGGUCCCAUCCUGCCCGUGCCCCUGGGAAUUCGGCCGGUGCUGAGCAGAUACAGAGUGGAGAUCUUGUUCUGGGGGCUCAGGGACCUGAAGAGAGUGAACCUGGCCCAGGUGGACCGGCCCCGCGUGGACAUUGAGUGUGCCGGGAAGGGCGUCCAGUCUGCCCUGAUCCAGAACUACAAGAAAAACCCCAACUUCAGCACUUUGGUCAAGUGGUUUGAGGUGGACCUCCCGGAGAACGAGCUGCUGCACCCGCCGCUGAACAUCCGCGUGGUGGACUGCCGCGCCUUCGGCCGCUACACGCUGGUGGGCUCGCACACCGUCAGCUCGCUCCGCAAGUUCAUCUACCGCCCGCCCGACAGGAAAGCCCAGCACUGGAACAUGGCAGGGGAGAUCGUGGUCAACAUGGAACCCGAGGUCCCCAUCAAGAAGAUGGACACGAUGGUGAAGCUGGAAGCUAAUUCCGAUGCAGUGGUGAAGGUGGAUGUGACCGAGGAAGAGAAGGAGAAAAAGAAGAAGAAGAAGAAAGGAGGAGGAGGAGGAGGAGGAGGUGGGGAGGAAGUGGAGGAGGAGGAGCCGGACGAGAGCAUGCUGGACUGGUGGUCCAAGUACUUCGCUUCCAUUGAGACGAUGAAGGAGCAACUCCGGCAGCAGGAAGCAGCCGCGGCAGAAGCUGAGGAGAAGGAGGAGAUGGAGAUUGGAGAGGACACCAAACUUGGUGACUCUCCCAUGAAAGGCUCCAAGGCCCAGGUGAAGAACAAGGACAAGGACAAGGACAAGUCCAAGGCACCCAAAGAUGACAAGAAAAAGAAGCAGCAGCCUGUCCCUGAGCUCCCCGAGAAGAAGAACAAGCAGAAGAUCGAUGAACUCAAGGUCUUCAACAAAGAGCUGGAAACAGAGUUUGACAACUUUGAGGAUUGGCUGCACACCUUCAACCUGCUCCGGGGAAAGAUUGGGGACAACGACGACAACGCCACGGAGGAGGAGCGGAUAGUGGGCAGGUUCAAGGGCUCCAUGUGCGUCUACAAAGUGCCGCUCCCCGACGACAUCAGCAAGGAGGCAGGGUACGACCCCACCUUCGGGAUGUUCCAGGGGAUCCCCAGCAACGACCCCAUCAAUGUGCUGGUCCGAGUCUACAUCGUGCGGGCCACGGACCUGCACCCGGCUGACAUCAACGGGAAAGCCGAUCCCUACAUCGCCAUCAAGCUGGGCAAGACGGACAUCAAGGACAAGGAGAACUACAUCUCCAAGCAGCUGAACCCUGUUUUUGGGAAAUCCUUUGAUAUCGAGGCCACCUUCCCCAUGGAGUCCAUGCUGACCGUGGCUGUGUACGACUGGGAUUUGGUGGGCACUGACGACCUCAUUGGUGAGACCAAGAUUGACCUGGAGAAUCGCUUCUACAGCAAGCACCGGGCGACCUGCGGCGUGUCCCAGACCUACUCCAUCCACGGGUACAACACCUGGCGUGACCCCAUGAAGCCCUCCCAAAUCCUGUCCAAGCUGUGCAAAGAGGGAAAAGUGGAUGGGCCGCACUUUGGGCCAGGGGGAAGAGUGAAAGUUGCCAACAGGGUCUUCACCGGCCCCACGGAGAUCGAGGAUGAAAAUGGCCAGAAGAAGCCGACGGACGAGCACCUGGCGCUGGCGGUGCUGCGGCACUGGGAGGACAUCCCGCGGGCCGGCUGCCGCCUGGUCCCCGAGCACGUGGAGACGCGGCCGCUGCUCAACCCCGACAAGCCGGGCAUCGAGCAGGUCCCACCUUCCAGCGGGAAUGGGGGCACCCCGCAGGGGUACGAGCUCAGGGUGAUCGUGUGGAACACCGACGAGGUCAUCCUGGAGGACGACGACUACUUCACCGGCGAGAAAUCCAGUGACAUUUUUGUCAGGGGGUGGCUGAAGGGGCAGCAGGAGGACAAGCAGGACACGGAUGUCCAUUACCACUCCCUCACUGGGGAGGGCAACUUCAACUGGCGCUACAUCUUCCCCUUCGACUACCUGAUGGCCGAGGAGAAGAUCGUCAUCUCCAAGAAGGAGUCCAUGUUCUCCUGGGACGAGACCGAGUACAAGAUCCCGGCCCGCCUCACCCUGCAGGUCUGGGAUGCCGACCACUUCUCAGCCGAUGAUUUCCUGGGGGCCAUCGAGCUGGACCUGAACCGCUUCCCCCGGGGAGCCAAGACGUCCAAGCAGUGCAGCCUGGAGAUGGUGACCAACGAGGCUGAGCUGCCCAUGAUCUCCAUCUUCAAGCAGAAGCGGGUCAAGGGCUGGUGGCCGUUCGUGGCCAGAGACGAGAACGAUGAGCUGGAGAUCACCGGCAAAGUCGAGGCUGAGCUGCACCUUCUGACAGCGGAGGAGGCUGAGAAAUCCCCUGCUGGGCUGGCAAGAAAUGAGCCUGAUCCCCUGGAGAAACCCAACCGCCCGGACACGUCGUUCAUCUGGUUCCUGAACCCGCUCAAGUCCAUCAAAUACCUCAUCUGCACCCGCUACAAGUGGCUGAUCAUCAAGAUCGUGCUGGCCCUGCUGCUCCUCGUCAUGGUGGCCCUGUUCCUCUACAGCAUGCCCGGAUACAUGGUCAAGAAGCUGCUGGGAGCAUGA